AUGACUUCGAUGGCGCGGGAUGGAUCUGUCGACGAUGCCGAAAAAGAGAUCCUGGAACUGGAAGCACGCCUCAAGGCUGCCAGGGGAAAGUUGAAUGGUCUCAAAGGACAUAUAAACGUACCCGUCGAAUCUCUACCGUCUCGAGGCCUCUCAUCAAAACCCUCAUUGUCACCAUCUCCCUCACAAACAAACCACUACCUCCUCCUCCUCUCAGACUCCGCCCUGCCCCUCGGCUCCUUCGCCUUCAGCAGCGGCCUCGAGUCCUACCUAGCCCACACCCGGCCCCGCUCCUCCUUCAACACCUUCCUCCCGGAAUCCAUCUCCGCCUACGCUUCGACGACGCUGCCCUUCGUCCUAGCAGCGCACCGCUCGCCCUCCGACGUCGCGGACCUAGACGACCAACUCGACGCCGCAAUCAUCUGCACCGUCGGCCGCCGCGCCUCCAUCGCCCAGGGCCGCGCCCUCCUCUCCAUCUGGGAACGCUCCUUCGCCUCCUCCCUCCCCGCGCCCGUCGUCGCGACUCUCCAGCCGUAUGCGGCGCUACUCAAGACGGCCACCUCGUCGCGGUCAGUGUCGGCGACUGCAGACGACCAGGCUGAACCCCCGCCCGUCUUCGCUCACCUAGCUCCCCUCUUUGGCGCAAUCUGCAACCUCGUAGGCCUCACCCUCCAGCAGACGGCUUACAUCUUCAUGAUGGGCCACGUCAAGGCCCUCAUCUCGGCCGCUGUGAGAGCCAGCAUGUUUGGUCCCUACCAAGCGCAAAAGGUGCUUGCAAGCACACAGGUCCAGCAACUCAUCUCCGCCGCCAUUGAGCGGGAGUGGAGCACACCCGUCGAGAGGGCCGGGCAGACGAUGCCGGUGAUGGAUCUAUGGAUAGGCAGACACGAGGUUCUGUAUUCGCGAAUAUUCAACAGUUGA
This is a messenger RNA of Colletotrichum acutatum, 918 nucleotides long. Its product is annotated as urease. Bases 1 to 918 code for a protein of 305 amino acids. The record is from RefSeq and is a predicted model, not a curated record. The transcript is spliced from 2 exons. Gene Ontology annotation, molecular function: nickel cation binding. NCBI's taxonomy places the organism in Eukaryota, Fungi, Ascomycota, Sordariomycetes, Glomerellales, Glomerellaceae.